Molecule: messenger RNA, 597 nt
Organism: Linnemannia hyalina
Lineage: Eukaryota; Fungi; Mortierellomycota; Mortierellomycetes; Mortierellales; Mortierellaceae
Source: the annotation of a GenBank genome assembly
AUGACGGAUCGCAGGGGCGCAUUUUUCCGCUCGCGUGCCAAUGGUGACACUAGCAACGACGAGAGCUUCCUGGAUGAUUCUGACAAGGAACUGAAUCGAGUCACCAGGCACCCGGCGGCUGCUCGGUACACGGGGCAGAUGUUUGAGAAAGCAGAGCUGAGGCUCGAGAAUGGAGAGAGAGACAUCAUCUCUCACGGAUCCAAGCGGAUGAUGAGUGGCACCGAGGCACAUGAUUACAAGCUCUUUGAGAACGACGAUCCCCUUUGGCAGCUACUGUUCCCUGACAACGGAGAGCUUCUUGCGACGAUGUUUGAUGAAAUGCUGAUCCAGUCUGGUGAUGACAUUUUACUUGCCUAUAAGGUGGAUGUGUAUGGCACGGCCGGAUACCAGGAUCCGCAUGCUCAAGAAGAAGCCAGACCAAAGGGCAUGCAUGCUUUCAAGGUCGAGAACGUGUGUCAUGACCAGACGCGCAAGGUCAUGGUUGGCGCCAUUAAAUGGUGCGUGUUGGCAACUCUAGCAGUCAUUGUGACAGAUGGCACCGUCGUCGUAGGCCCGGACAACAAGUUCUUUUACCCCAAGGCGACGUCCCGUGUCUGA